AUGUUUAAUUUUCCUUUAAUUAACUUCAAGUAGGAUGACUUUUCAAAUGCUUUUUAUAAGGAAGCUUAAGCCUUAAAUACUGGUUAAUGGAUAGAACACUAUAAACUUAAGUCCGGAAAAGAUUUUAGUCUAAUUGCCCUACAAUAGAUUUGUAGAUUAUACUAAUAUUAUUAGACAAUUCGGAACUUUGGACAGGGCUCUUUAAAAUUACCUCACUUUUUAAUUUAGAUUAACGAAUUUAUUAAAAGUUUUGCAAAUAUGAAGGAAAAUAACAAUAUUGUAAGAUAUCAAAAAAGUUGGAAGAUUUUUUCUUAGUAAUGAAUUCAAAUUUAAGUUUAAUUCAUUACAACAUUCCCAAUAAUGAAGAACUUGAGAUUAAAGCCAAAUAAGACUAUUUAAUUGAAGGAUUAAAGCUUAUCGAUAAUUAGUCAAUCAUUGUGUUACUUUCGAGAAGCAAAAAAAAAAAGGAUAUUGAAAUAGAAUUAAGAAGUAUCUAGAAUUCAAAAGUGUUAUUGCAAGUCUAUAGUUUAUGUUCUGAUUGGAAUAUAGAACACCUCUCUCUUUAAAAGAUUGAUCUAAACAAUAUGAUGGCAGUUACUAUGGAACAACACUUUAUCUAGGAUUAUUUAAUAUAUAUCAAACACAUAAUCAAUAAAAAAUUCGUAAAGAUUCAGAUAAUUAACACCUUUAAUAAUCAUUUUGUUAAUAGCAAAAUUUAUACAUUACAAGGCGUAGAUUGUAUGUUCUCAUUCAAUAACUAUUCAAAAGUGUUUAAAUUGUAAAUUAUGAUGCAUCAAAAAAUAUUGAGAUAAUUAAGUAUGAGAUAUUGUGAAUUUUACCACGUUUUUGAUAAGAGAAUAAUUAUAAUAGGUGAAAAAGUAGGUUUUGCUAGAUAUAGAGUAUUUCGAUAUGAUAUAAAAACAGGAAAUUAAUUUGAUUUUUGUUAAAAUGAUGAUAUUAUUAGAAAUAUUUAAAAGUUAAAGUUGGAAAUGAAUAUAUUAUCUCUAUGUAAAUAUAUUUGGUAACAAAAAAAUUAAGUUUAAGAUUCAAUGAUUAAUUUGCAGGAGAAUAAUAAAAAUUGA
Molecule: messenger RNA, 1082 nt
Organism: Paramecium octaurelia
Lineage: Eukaryota; Ciliophora; Oligohymenophorea; Peniculida; Parameciidae
Source: the annotation of a GenBank genome assembly